Penaeus vannamei (Pacific white shrimp) is the source of this 1158-nucleotide messenger RNA. Lineage: Eukaryota; Metazoa; Arthropoda; Malacostraca; Decapoda; Penaeidae. The record is from RefSeq and is a predicted model, not a curated record.
AUGCUGAAAAUGAAGAAAAAGGAAGGAGAAGCAGACAAUGAUGGAGAGGAGGAUGAAGACAAAUCACCAAGUAAAAAGAGAAGACAACGAGGGAAAGGCAGCACUGCACGACCAUUGCCUGAUGUUCCUAGACAAAGGUCAGCACGCAUUGCUAAGAUAAGAGAGAAAGAGGAAAUGGAGAGAAGAGAGCUGGAAGCUCAACGAAUGAAACAGCUGGCAGAAGAAAAUCGGCUGAAGGAGCUCAAGAGGAAAGCCAGAGAAGAGAGACGAUCACUAAGGGAACUGAAGAAAGGAAGGCGGGAAAGGAAAGAGAAAAAGGAUAGAGAAAAAAAGAAAAAGAAAAAGAAAAAGCGGGGAAAGAAGAAAAGAGCUCAUCCAAAUGAUCCAUGGGAAAACUCCUCAACUUCAUCCAGUUCAAGUACUGAGGAAGAAGAAGAAUAUGACCUAGAAGAUGAAGAAGAUGAAAAUCUUGUGUUCAAGAGUGACCACGAGUUUUCUCCAGAAUCAGAUGUCGAAGAAGCUGAUGCUCAGCCAAUUAAAAGAGCAAGAACAGCAAAGAAAGUCACAAGUGAAAGUGAAGUUGAGGACCAACCAGAGGAGGAAGAAGAGGAAGAAGAGGAUGAGGAGGAAGACCAAACCCAAUGUACAAAAUGUGGCCAUGAUGAUCAUCCCGAGACCAUCUUACUCUGUGACAACUGUGACGCAGGCUGGCAUCUUUCCUGUCUCCGCCCACCUCUUCUUAGUGUUCCUGAAGGGGACUGGAUUUGCCCUUCUUGUGAACAUGUUCUGCUCGUCAGCAAGCUGAAAAACCUCCUAAAUGAGUUUGAUGAGUGCCAGAAACGGGCUCACAAUGAAGAAUUAAGAAGACAGAGACUUGCAUAUGUCAGUGUUUCAAUGUCUAAUGUCCUGCCUGAAGAGAAGAAGAAAAAGAAGAAGCGGGCAGAGGAUGGGGAAGAUGAUGACGAUGACGAUGAUGAGUCUGGAAGCGAAUCAGAUUCAGAUGAAUCAGACAGUGAAAGUGAUGAUGACAGUAGUUCAUCUAGUGAGAGUUCAUCAGGAUCCUCAGCACCUUUACACUCUAAGAGCUCGCAGUGCUCGAACCUUAAGGAACAGGUUGAGGACUUUGAUGAAAUGAUAAAUGAAGCCAUCAGUAAGUAA